GGUGUAGAAAAGUGUUCUAUUAAGCAGUUUAAGCCUGUUUUCAAACGAAUAGUAAGAAUGAAAGGAGAGAUACUUAUUAUCGGACUAUUUCUGGUCUCGCUUCCAGACACCAGCCUGGCCACUGACUGUCCGGAUGGCUGGAUGGCGUACAACGCUUCAUGCUACCUGUUCGCACACGACAGUAUGCACUACGUCGAGGCAGAGAAAUUCUGCGAGCAUCUUCAUUCCCACCUGGUGCGUAUCGACACCCAGGAAGAAAGCAUAUUUCUGUCCAGCUUUCUAGCCGACAUCAAAGAUCCUUACCACUGGAUUGGACUGACCGAUGACGUCAUUGAGGGUCAGUGGAAGUGGCACGAUACGGACCAGGUCGCGACGUUUACGAACUGGUGGACCGGGCAGCCGGACGGACUUAGGAACGCCAACUGUGUCAUCAUUCACGCCGCAUUGCAGUACAAAUGGACCGACCAGGGCUGCCAGGAGAGCUUUAAACCACUCUGCGAGAUCGCCGGUGCUGUCAUUGGUCACGAAGUUGAAGUUUUCGGUUAACAGAAUGCAUGGACUGUAAUGAAUAACCGUCGGUUUAAGUGUAAUGAUAUUGCUUGUCAGAAAUAAAAAAAA
Molecule: messenger RNA, 618 nt
Organism: Mya arenaria
Lineage: Eukaryota; Metazoa; Mollusca; Bivalvia; Myida; Myidae
Product: C-type lectin domain family 10 member A-like
Exons: 5
Coding region: 58-546 (162 amino acids)
Source: RefSeq, a predicted model, not a curated record